Molecule: messenger RNA, 5657 nt
Organism: Propithecus coquereli (Coquerel's sifaka)
Lineage: Eukaryota; Metazoa; Chordata; Mammalia; Primates; Indriidae
Gene: ENC1
Product: ectodermal-neural cortex 1 (with BTB domain)
Exons: 4
Coding region: 1146-3035 (629 amino acids)
Molecular function (GO): protein binding
Source: RefSeq, a predicted model, not a curated record
AGAGUCCGGCCGCGGGAGCCGCACCCGCCGGGGGUGGGGAGGGAGGACACUGGGGAAGUGCCAGAGGCUCGAGUCUGCUUGGCUCCCUGCCAGCGAGAAACCUCACGCCCUGGCUUGCUCAACCUGAGUGUGCCCAGAGUGUCCAGACUUGUGCCCUUUCCCUUGCCACUGUUCCUCCCCACGCCGGGUGUCCUACCCAGCGCGCUAUCUGUGCGCGCCCAGGGCGCGAGCUGCGGACACCCAGCUAGCUCCUCGCUACCCUGUGCAGAGCAUCUCGCGGGCUCUGGAAUCCGGGAGCGCACAGCCCCGGGCUGCGCUCCCCUGCCGUGGGUCCCUCAGUUUCAUGGCAAUCCAUUAACCAGGGUGGCCCAGAGAGGUGCAAACACUCGGACCCGGGAAAACUUAAUUUAGUCGCAGUCCCGGAGGUUGCAGCUGCUAGAGGCUGAGAGAGCGCGUCCGCUUUGUCUCUCUGCACUCCCCGCAGCCCCCCUCCCCCGCUUCCUCUCCCGAUUAACUCCCCCGACACGCUCUUCCCCAGCUCUUCUCCUCCUCCCACUCCUCCUCCUCCCCUUCCUCCUCCUACACCGAGGGCCGCGCUAAUGCGCUUCCUCCCUCCCCCGGUGGCAGUCUCUUUGCAUACGCGCCCCCUCCCCUCCAGCUGCCGCUUAUAGCGGGGCGCGCGGCGGCUGGGGGCAGACUGCUCCGGCAGCCAGAGACGAGGCGGUGCGGCGGUGGCGCUGCGGAGACCGAGUCCAGACGCCAAGCGGCCGCGGCGCGCACGGCGCUUCCCAGCUCCCUCCCCCAGUGCACAGCCCGCCUCCUUCCGCGGCGCCGGCGCUCGCAGGCUCGCUCUCCCCUCCCGAGACGCGCUCCGGGAGACGCUUCGCGGGUCGUGGGCACAGGGUCCACGGCGUGGGGACCGAGAGGCCGAGGCGAACAGCCAGCGCCCCGGGCUGGUCCUCUCCCGGGCAGGCGCCCCUUGCGUGCUCCUUUCGCCGGAGCAAUCGCCGCCGCUUCCGCGGGCUCAGACGCCCGCUUCGUCGCCUCGCUGCCCGUGACCGAGGCAAGAACCCCGCCGGUUGUGCUCUGAGGCCAGUCGCCACUGCUGUGCCAGCAUUUGCAGGUACAUAGGAACUGUCCUGGUGAUGCACUAUUUAAUCAAAAGGGAGAGGUGGGAUAGAUCCUUUGUUCUUGCAACUGGUUUUCCAAGAAUUGGUGUAAAGCAGGAAGAACAGAAAAACAGCAGUCUUGAGAGUGGAAACAAAAUGUCAGUCAGCGUGCACGAGAACCGCAAGUCCAGGGCCAGCAGCGGCUCCAUCAACAUCUAUCUGUUUCACAAGUCCUCCUAUGCCGACAGCGUCCUCACUCACUUGAACCUUUUACGCCAGCAGCGUCUCUUCACCGAUGUCCUUCUCCAUGCCGGAAAUAGGACCUUCCCUUGCCACCGGGCAGUGCUGGCUGCCUGCAGCCGCUACUUUGAGGCCAUGUUCAGUGGCGGCCUGAAAGAGAGCCAGGACAGCGAAGUCAACUUCGACAAUUCCAUCCACCCAGAAGUCUUGGAGCUACUUCUUGACUAUGCAUACUCCUCACGGGUCAUCAUCAACGAAGAAAAUGCAGAGUCGCUCCUGGAAGCUGGGGACAUGCUGGAGUUUCAAGACAUCCGGGAUGCAUGUGCAGAGUUCCUGGAAAAGAACCUGCAUCCCACCAACUGCCUGGGCAUGCUGCUGCUGUCCGACGCGCAUCAGUGCACCAAGCUGUAUGAACUCUCCUGGAGAAUGUGUCUCAGCAACUUCCAGACCAUCAGGAAGAAUGAAGAUUUCCUCCAGCUGCCCCAGGACAUGGUAGUGCAGCUCUUGUCCAGCGAAGAGCUGGAGACAGAAGAUGAAAGGCUUGUGUACGAGUCUGCAAUUAACUGGAUCAGCUACGACCUGAAGAAGCGCUAUUGCUACCUCCCAGAACUGUUGCAGACGGUGAGGCUGGCGCUCCUGCCAGCCAUCUAUCUCAUGGAGAAUGUGGCCAUGGAGGAGCUCAUCACCAAGCAGAGAAAGAGUAAGGAAAUCGUGGAAGAAGCCAUCAGGUGCAAACUGAAAAUCCUGCAGAAUGACGGUGUGGUGACCAGCCUCUGCGCCCGGCCUAGGAAAACCGGCCAUGCCCUCUUCCUCCUGGGUGGACAGACUUUCAUGUGUGACAAGCUGUAUCUGGUAGACCAGAAGGCCAAAGAAAUCAUUCCCAAGGCCGACAUUCCCAGCCCAAGAAAAGAGUUCAGUGCAUGUGCAAUUGGCUGCAAAGUGUACAUUACUGGGGGGCGAGGGUCUGAAAAUGGGGUCUCAAAAGAUGUCUGGGUUUAUGAUACCCUGCAUGAGGAGUGGUCCAAAGCUGCCCCCAUGCUGGUGGCUAGGUUUGGCCAUGGCUCUGCCGAACUGAAACACUGCCUGUAUGUGGUUGGGGGGCACACAGCUGCAACUGGCUGCCUCCCGGCCUCCCCCUCUGUCUCUCUAAAGCAGGUAGAACAUUAUGACCCCACAACCAACAAAUGGACCAUGGUGGCCCCACUCCGAGAAGGCGUUAGCAACGCUGCAGUAGUGAGUGCCAAACUCAAGUUGUUUGCUUUCGGAGGUACCAGCGUCAGUCAUGACAAGCUCCCCAAGGUUCAGUGUUAUGAUCAGUGUGAAAACAGGUGGACGGUACCAGCCACCUGUCCCCAGCCCUGGCGUUACACAGCAGCAGCUGUGCUGGGCAACCAGAUUUUUAUUAUGGGGGGAGAUACAGAGUUCUCCGCCUGCUCUGCUUACAAAUUCAAUAGUGAAACUUACCAGUGGACCAAGGUGGGAGACGUGACGGCAAAGCGCAUGAGCUGCCACGCUGUGGCCUCCGGAAACAAACUCUACGUGGUGGGAGGAUACUUUGGCAUUCAGCGAUGCAAGACUUUAGACUGCUACGAUCCAACAUUAGACGUGUGGAACAGCAUAACCACAGUCCCGUACUCGCUGAUCCCCACUGCAUUCGUCAGCACCUGGAAACAUCUGCCUUCUUAAAUGUAGUCGGUCCUAAAGAAAGUGAGCAUGAGGUCACUCCAUCACUUGACAAGACAAUAUGACGUUUCUACCUUGGAAAGGCCAAGUUUAAUGAAGAGAAAGAAAAAAAGGAAAAGAAGUUGCUGCAAAACUCGCUGCACCUUGUAAAUUCUCUAACUGGACAUGAAGGAAGGGGCUGAGGGAGGGGGGUGGGAUAUUCCGUGCAAGUAGCACAUGGUUUGAAUAUGAAUGCGUGAACCUGUGAUCUAGUCCUUGUCUUGUAAUUGUGGAUUAAUGUCAGUGUGAAUCAGCCUCUCAAAGGGAGAGAAGAGCUGGACCUUUUCCCUUGCUGUACCAUAUUGAGCAUUUGAUUUCCAUGGGCUCCGCCAUUUAUGUGUAACAUUUGAAAUGGUUGUCACCUCUGUCUGAGGAGUGAGCUUGAAGUCUCCAUGCCAGCUGCUGCUGGAGAUUCAAAGCCCAACCGUGGGUCCAGGAGGGAAGCUGGCUGGGCUGGCUGCAGAAUGAGGACCCCUGGACUCUCUGCUCAUCUCUAAGGGGUGUGUUCCCUAGGAAGAUUUCUGAACAAUGGGGACUUGUUGGUAGCCGUUUGGUAGAUGUCUUUUCUAUUUAUAAGUGACUUUAAACUUUUCCCUUGGCUGUUAAAAAAUUUGUUGUAGAUUUAGCUAUUUAUUGUUGGAUGCCUGCAUGCUGAAACAGUGCUUACAGUUGUCUUCACAUGUAUGGACGUGUGUGAAUGGUUGUAUGUUUUGCACAUUUUGUGGCUGGUGAUGUGCUUUGCUGCACAAAAAUGGAAACUUUUGAGCUACAAUUUGGAGUAUAACUGGAGGGUGGGUUGGGGCGCAGGGAGGACUUUUUCAAUGUCGAGACAGGGAAGGAUUACAAGACAAACUUAAAUUGCAUCCUACAGAUAGAGAAACUGUGGAGAUCGCUUUUAAUCUUAGACUCACCAUCUUUUCAUGGGGUUUCAUGGGGUAAGGGCAUGCUGUUGGGGUGAGGGGAGGCUUCUUUCUGUCUUUCUCCCACCUCCCAUCUGAUUCACCUAAUUCAGUCUCAGCUGCUGAAAUUUGGAAAGGACCAAAUUGCUUUACAUUUUUUUUUCCUUUGUGUAAUAUCCUGAAAUCCUGGAAAAUUCUAUGGAAUAGUUCUGUAUAUAGAGCACAGGUGAAGGCAUUGUCCAAAGUUUAUUUAUUUAUCUAUUUAUUACCCUAUAAGAAUGCUUUGCCAUAACCACAGCUAAUGGGAAAAACUGAAACAUCACAGAUAUAAAUUAACUCACUGAUCAGAUUUUCUUGACCUGGACUCAUUGUUGUCUGUUCUUGCUAAACAAUUUAGCAAGUGCUAGAAGUUCUCCAAGACAAUAUUCACAUUGGUACAAUGUAUGCUUCAGUGCUCACCCUUAGGUAAAUCUCUUAAAAAAUAAAUAACUCUUUGGUGCACAAGUGACACAUUUGGCCACAAAACACCAAAGAACUGUAAGCAGUGGCCCCUGUUGAGAAGUUUUCCGGUGGAAUUCGGAAUCAGUUGUGAAUACAUUCUUUGCUAGUUGGAGUGCUUGUUUACUAAGCAUGUGCCGUGGUAGGUGUUAGUGCUAGUCUCAAUUAGGUGCUUCCUCAGAGGUGUGGGGGAAGACCAGAGUUUGCAACUCGAACUGCUUUCGUGGAUAUUUCUCACAUUGCUGUAUUUUAGAAAAUAGGGUUAAGACUGAUAACCUUUCACAUCGUGAGUUUGUUUGCAUUGUCUAAUGACAGAUAAAUCCUUAACAUUUCUCUCCACCUUAGUACUUUAGACUAAUUGUACUUGUCCAUCCGUGCCAUGAAUAAGUGCGCUAUAGUUGGACCAAAAUAAAAUGAGCUGUUGGAAGAAAAGAAUCACAAUACUUUCCAGCAGUCAGUCCCUGGUUCCUAAAUGUGUUCUAAGCAAUGCAAAUGUCUAAUCGUACCCUGGCGGCAUAGUCGAUGUGGUUAUAUUGUAGCAGUUACAGCUCUGUAGUUUAUGAUGCAAAUCUGCCAAGAGAUGUAUGUGUCACUGCAUGGCUUCUGAAAGCAGGAUGAAUUUUCUGCAGCUGUUUCAAAGUUGUGGUCUGUCCUUGAAUCCUCUAUUAAUUACUUUGUGUGAGCCAGAGGGAGCCUCAGUAAGGGUGGGCCCCCAGCCUGCAGGGAACUUUCUGGACUCCUGUCCUUUGAAUUGAUGCAGGCAUUUGGUCUCACUACUUGACCAUUCUCACCCUGUGAAACGUCCCACACUUUGAAGCAAAUGCAAUUCACAGCACAGUACACACAAAAACCUUGGCAUAAGACAGGGAAGGUUCUUCUUAUUUUGUGGACUGGUUGCUGUAGAAACAGACAACAAAGGGCAGCCUUCCACUUCUGGUAUAAUUGUGUAGCCCCUUUUCUCUGGGCUUGACACCUGUCUGAAUAAGAGUGAUUAGAGCUGCAUAAUAUCCCUCUCUUGGCUGUUAAAUAUGUGGUUCACGUACAAAACUGUAUAAGUUGAAGUAAAAUGUUCAUGUUCAUGUGUACUUGUUUGCUACUACUACAUUUUUGAGGUUUUGUAAAACUGUUAUUUUUUUUUUCACAAUGUGAAACUGAAGGUCAAUAAAUUAUUAGAGAUUUUCUCUUCAUU